GAGACGUCUGUGGUGGAGCAGGAGAGGCAGGGCAGAGCAGGAGAGCUGGUCAGCCAGUCACGCAGGCCACAAAAUCAAUCCAAAAAACGACCCAACAGAGAUCCCACACCUCAGUCUAUCCGGGGCUUCCCACAGCCUGCACAGGGUGAUCCGAGCCAGCCGAGGAGGAAACUUCUCUACAGAUUCAUAUGAUGUCCGUUGUGGGCGCCCAGCCUUUCAUCAAACCAAUGCAGACACCAACUUCUAUUUCGCCCGGCAUUCAGAGGAGACACACGCUGCCCGCGAGCGAGGUGCGGCCGCUCAACACGCAAGAUGCCAUAAGCGUCUUUGAGAUCGAGAGGGAAGCCUUUAUCUCUGUGUCAGGAGAAUGCCCCCUCCACCUGGAUGAGGUGCGUCAUUUCCUCACCCUGUGUCCAGACCUGUCCAUGGGCUGGUUUGAGGAGGGCCGGCUAGUGGCUUUCAUCAUCGGCUCUCUGUGGGAUCAGGACCGGCUCACCACAGAAGCAUUGACUCUCCACAAGCCCUGUGGCUCCACAGUCCACAUCCACGUCCUAGCUGUCCACCGCACCUUCAGACAGCAGGGAAAAGGUCCCAUCUUGAUGUGGCGCUACCUGCAGUAUCUCCGCUGCUUCCCCAGUGUGCGCCGGGCCGUGCUGAUGUGUGAGGACUUCCUCAUUCCCUUCUACCGCAAGUCAGGCUUCAAGGUCCUGGGCCGCUGUGCCAUCACCGUGGGCAACCUGACCUUCACAGAGAUGUGGUACCCCAUCCGCGGCCAUGCCUACAUACGCCGCAACAGCGAAGCAAUCCGUUUCCCUCAGCAUCCCCUGACUCUGCCGAUAACAAAGACUGAUGAACGUGUUGAUGUAUGACAGGCUUCUUUGUUUUUUUCACUGAAUGAGGCAGUACAUCUGCACAGGUUAACUUGAAUCGAAAAGGAACAAAAAAAAAAGUUGUGUUGUAAGCUUAGUAGGUUGUCAACCUUUUGGUGACUAUUCAAAAUUGUAAGCUAAGCUUCAGUGUCAGUUCCCCUUUCUAAUGGCCACUUAGUCUUACUCUCCAGACUUCAUUUGUGACUUUACUAAUCAGCAUAAGAAUAUCACCACUUUGUCAUAUCAGAAACAUGUUUAUCUGUGAAGAAAGUGUCACUGUGUUGUUGUGCUAUAAGAAUAGGUAUAUGGAUGUACUACACUGUGAUGUAUUGCCAUGUAUUGCCAUCCAGGCCCCUCAGGUCCUCCGGCACAGGCCUGUUAGUUGUUCCAAAGUGCAGGAAUAAAACCUCUGGUAGCUCUGGCAGCUUUUACCUUUACUGCUUUGAGCUGCUGGAACGGUCUGCCUGAGGAUCUGAGAGCACCUGGACAUGUUGAAAUCUUUAAAUGUAAACUUACAACCUACCUCUUCAGCCUGGCUUUUGCUUAAGAACGGUGUAUAGACAUUUUAUUCACUUAUUUUAUUGUAUUUGUGUUGCAAAGUUGUAUUCUAUUUCAUGUUAUAAUUAUUAACAUUAUUUUAUAUUGUUUUUUAUGCCUCUUGUCGAUUUUAUCUUUGCUUUGUUUUAUCUUGUUCAUCUAUUUUGUCUAGUGUUUUUAGUAGCUUUUAUUUAACUCAUUUUUAUUAUUAUUAUAGCUUUUAAAUCUGUUUUGUUGCUUUUAAAUCUAUCUUAUUGAAUUUCAAUUUCAUUAUUUUCAUUUUUGUUCCAUCUUUUUAAUGUUUUAUUUUAGUUUUUUCAGUCUUGAUCAAUCUUUUUAUCGGUUUGUCAGUCACCUGUGAAGCACUUUGAACUGCACUAACCUGUAUGAAAGGUGCUAUACAAAUAAAGUUUGAUUUAUUGAUUGA
This is a messenger RNA of Myripristis murdjan (pinecone soldierfish), 1833 nucleotides long. Its product is annotated as serotonin N-acetyltransferase-like. Gene Ontology annotation, biological process: circadian rhythm; response to light stimulus. The transcript is spliced from 4 exons. Lineage: Eukaryota; Metazoa; Chordata; Actinopteri; Holocentriformes; Holocentridae. The record is from RefSeq and is a predicted model, not a curated record. Bases 189 to 869 code for a protein of 226 amino acids. Gene Ontology annotation, molecular function: aralkylamine N-acetyltransferase activity. Gene Ontology annotation, cellular component: cytoplasm.